UACACCGACAUUUCCGCGCCCUGAAAUCUAUCCCGGCGAUGCAGAGUCUCAGUCCGUUUUCCGGCAGCGGGAAACCCAACUCCGGCGGCCGGGGCACCGCCGAUCGGCCGGAUUCGUCCCCGAUCUCCGUGUACUCCGACACUUCCAGCAGCCGGAAAAGUACAUACAGUUCCAGCAGCGGGAAAAGCACAUCUGGCCGGAAUCCGGUCAGAAUCGCCGCUCGAGCUCUCGGCGCGUGUUUCUCCCCGUCGGAGGUGAUAUCUUCGAAAGAUGAAGAUCUCGACGACUCCAAAGCUGCUUCUGUUUCAUCUGAUUCUUCAAAAAGUAAUAAUCGGAGGAGGCGUUUGAGUGGAGGGAUCUACUCCCCUUCAUACAAUUCUACCCAUAGUGAGCCAGGCGGUGUGAAAUUCACUUUGGAGGAGAUCUACAAAGCUACAAGAAACUUCUCCCCAUCUUUCAAGCUUGGACAAGGUGGGUUUGGUACAGUUUACAAAGGAAGACUCGAGGAUGGCACUUAUGUUGCUGUUAAACGUGCAAAGAAGAGUGUAUAUGAUAAGCAUCUGAGUGUGGAAUUCCAGAGUGAAAUCCAGACUCUGGCGCGUGUCGAGCAUUUGAAUUUGGUUAGGUUUUUUGGCUAUUUGGAGCAUGAAGAUGAAAGAAUUGUUGUUGUGGAGUACGUGCCCAAUGGAACUCUUAGGGAGCAUUUGGAUUGCAUGCAUGGGAGCACUCUUGACCUUGCUGCUCGGUUAGAUAUUGCCAUUGAUGUGGCACAUGCUGUUACUUAUCUUCACAUGUAUACAGACCGUCCUAUUAUACACAGAGACGUUAAAUCUUCAAACAUUCUCCUUACGGAAAAUCUCCGAGCCAAGGUAGCUGACUUUGGAUUUGCUCGCCUGGGGGCAACUGAUGAGGGAGUCACUCAUGUUUCCACCCAAGUUAAAGGAACUGCUGGCUAUUUAGAUCCAGAAUAUCUCAGAACUUAUCAACUCACUGAGAAAAGCGAUGUUUACUCUUUUGGCGUAUUGCUGGUGGAACUAAUGACGGGAAGGCGCCCUAUUGAACCCAAAAAGGAACUCAAAGAACGGGUAACAGCAAGAUGGGCAAUGAAGAAAUUCACUGAUGGAAAUGCACUUGAAACAUUGGAUCCAAGAGUUUCACGCACUGGGGCCACCAAUCUGGCAUUGGAAAAGAUUUUUGAGCUGGCGUUGCAAUGCCUAGCUCCGACCAGACAGAGCCGGCCAAGCAUGAGGAGGUGCGCGGAGAUCCUGUGGAGCAUCCGUAAGGAUUACAGAGAGCUCGCAGCCUCGGAUAUCGAAUCCCAGUCUUCAAAUUCCCACAGGAACAGCACUUCUCUUGGAGAAGAAUAAAUGCCAUCUGGGUUUUGGCAUUUAAAAAAAAAAAGAAAAAAAAAAGAGGAGGAUUGGCUUCAAAGAAGCCUGGAAAUUUUGCCGACAAGGACACGUUGGCUGCUUUGAAUUGUCAUGAAUAUGAGUGUGGCUGGCAUCUGACGUGAGGUGGGGCGCAACGUUGCUUUAAAAGGAGUGGUUCGUUUAUGAAGGGGAAAUGAAUAUGAUGAUGAAGAUGGGUGUUGGUGGGUGAAGUAGGUCAGUACAUAAUACACUUUAUAUAACUAUAUUGAUGAAUUUCAAUGUAAAGACAAAAAAAAAAAAAAAAAAAACAGGAUGGGGGAAGUGCUAUUGGCUCAAAUAGCAUAUCUUUUUCUUGUUUUUUUUUUUUACAAAAAAAAUUGUUUUUUUGUGUUUUGGAAUAUUAUGUACCAUAGUGAGGAUUUCUCCUUUUGACCAAAUAAUAGAAAUUGCAUGCGUAUGGGUCUCUAA
Messenger RNA from Magnolia sinica, 1838 nucleotides. Its product is annotated as calmodulin-binding receptor-like cytoplasmic kinase 2. Gene Ontology annotation, biological process: protein phosphorylation. The record is from RefSeq and is a predicted model, not a curated record. Gene Ontology annotation, molecular function: ATP binding; protein kinase activity. NCBI's taxonomy places the organism in Eukaryota, Viridiplantae, Streptophyta, Magnoliopsida, Magnoliales, Magnoliaceae. Bases 39 to 1367 code for a protein of 442 amino acids. The transcript has 6 exons.